This is a messenger RNA of Saccharomycopsis crataegensis, 1437 nucleotides long. It is a transcript of the gene GBP2, whose product is annotated as single-stranded telomeric DNA-binding/mRNA-binding protein. Gene Ontology annotation, cellular component: cytoplasm; ribonucleoprotein complex; nucleus. The record is from RefSeq and is a predicted model, not a curated record. The transcript has 3 exons. NCBI's taxonomy places the organism in Eukaryota, Fungi, Ascomycota, Saccharomycetes, Ascoideales, Saccharomycopsidaceae. The coding region runs from base 1 to 1437 and encodes 478 amino acids. Gene Ontology annotation, molecular function: mRNA binding.
AUGUCCGACAGAAUCGAUAUCGAUGACUACCCAAGAGAUCGCGAACGCUCUAGAUCAAGAUCUCCAAGAAGAGACAGAUCGCCAGUGAGGGGGUCUGAUCGUGGGGGUUACAGAAGUCGUAGAGACUACCGUGAUAGCGGCAGAGAUCGUUACGAUAGCCGUGGAAGAGGUGAUUCAUAUAGUGGUGGGGGUAGAGACAGAUACAGUGGACGUGGCAGAAGUCUGGACCUUGAGGACCCAGCCAGGUUCAGUAGCAAUGGUGCUUAUGCCGACAAGAGCAACAGAAAUUACUCCUCGAGUAUCUUCAUCGGUAACUUGCCAUUCGAUUGUAGCUGGAUGGAUUUGAAAGACCAUUUCCUGAGAGUUGGUGAUGUUAGUCGUGCAGACAUUGUCACUUCUCAUGGUAAAUCCAGAGGUAUGGGGACUGUCGAGUUUAAGGACAAACGUGAUGUCCAAGUUGCUAUUGACAAAUUUAAUCACACCCUGUUUUUGGACCGUGAAAUUUUCGUAAGAGAAGAUAACCCACCACCAGGAAAGUCUGAUAGAGGUAGAGACAGAUAUGACGAUGAUAGAUACUCGUCAAGAGAUAGUUAUAGGGGAAGAGAUAGCUACAGAGAAAGAGAUUCUUACAGAGGCGGAGAUAGCUACAGAGAUAGUUACAGAGACAGAGAUAGCUACAGAGGCGGUAGAUAUGAAGGAAGAGAUGGAGGUAGAGAUAGUUACAGAGGAAGAGAUGGAAGAUCGUCCAGAUUACCUCCAAAGGGCUACGAGGUCUUUGUUGGUAAUUUGCCAUUUAGAACCAACUGGCAAGAUCUUAAGGAUCUUUUCCGUGAUGCUGGUGACGUUCUCCACGCUGACGUUCGUGAAGAUGAACGUGGUAGAUCAAAAGGGUUUGGUAUUGUGGUGUACGCCACCAGAGAAGAGGCUGACCGUGCGAUUGAAAAGUUCCAAGAUCAUGAAAUUGACGGAAGAAAGAUUGACGUUCGUGAUGGAAAGAACAAUGCUUACUUUGACAAGGAUAAGGAAGCUGAUUCUGUGGCUCCUGCAGAUACUGUGGCGGUCAAUCAUGGUGACGAUAUUGAAAUGGAUACCAAAGCUGAGCAGCCUAUUGAAGAAGCGGUAAACACUGAGGAACAAGAAGAUGAGGACACUAAUGAAUUCACUAGCGGUGUUGUAGGUGAAGGUGAAGAAUCUGAUACCAUUUUUGUUGGUAACUUACCAUUCUCCACUCAUAAUGAAGAUUUGUACGAUCUUCUUGAAGGUGUUGGCGCCAUUGCUAAAGCAGAAAUUCAAAAAUCUCAUGGCAGACCAAAGGGUAGCGGUGUUGUUCGUUUCGAAAAUGAGAGCGACGCAAAGAUUGCCAUUGAGCAAUUGAAUGGCUACACGUAUGGUGGUCGCCAAUUGAAUAUCUCUUAUGCCAGUUAUCCAAAAAAAUAA